UUGGUAACAUAGAAACUAAAUUUUUUAAUUAAAAUUGUCUUUAAAAACUUUCAAUGGACGAAAAUUACUGAAAAUAAUUCCCUUUAGCACUCACACAUCGUGCUUCACCCAUCCGACGAAAUCAAGAUUAGGUAUACAUCAAGCAAGCAAUCUGGUCCGACGCUUGCACCCAUCGUGCAUCACCGAUCUAAGCUCUCAGUCCUUCAGCGUGCGUCUUUAUUCACAAUCCAUUGGGUAGAUUCAUUCUUUGGUCAACAGCUUCUUCUCAAUCGUAUCCUCUUCACAAUCGUUCAGCCCCCUUCAUUCAUUCAGGACAAGGUGGCCAAGUUUCAGGUAAAGGAACUCAAGGAUGUUCUGACUAAACUUGCUCUGCCAAAGCAAGGAAAGAAACAGUGCCCCAUAUCAGAAGCUUGAAGACGAGUUUCAACAAUCCUCUCCAAGAACUAAGAACCUAUUACCCAUGGAAGACACCAGAGCUAAUCCGCAGCCUCAACAGCCCAAGGCAAAAAAGAGGCAGCUUGACCUGGCACACUUGCAGAGCACUCCUUACUACAAGAUGAGAGCCAUUGUUAAAGAACUUCGACCCCAUAUCAUUCAGGUUCUUCGCACUCCUGACUUCCGCAAUUGCAAGGCAGCUACUGAAAUUCGUCAAGAGCUAGCCGUUCUCAUGGAUCUUUGCAAAGAGAUGGCUACAGAAACCACGACAGCGCCAUCUAAUCCUAAGGACACAGUUGAAGGUUUGAAGCCCAGCGCCAUGCAUCAGAAUAUAAAAACUGCAGAGAAGCCGCCGCCGCCAACAACAACUAAUAAUAAGCCUUCUGAAGAUAAGGCGGCGCCGGGAAAUCUCCCCCAGUGGGGCAGUGACGCCAUUGCCAAGGGUACGUAUAGAGUUGGGGGGUCAGCGUUUGGCUGGAAUUUUAUAUACUAUCCUGGAGGUACAUCAGUGUACUAUGGGAGGACAAAAGAGUCAUUUCGGUCUGCAAACCCAAAGUCUCAAUGAGCUAGCUUUGAGCCUUGGAUUUGGUAAGACAUUUGAGAGUUGUCAAAGAAUUCUGUUUUGUUUUUGUUUUUUUCUGAACUGUCCAUUUCAAGAAAUGCUAAGCAGGGAAAUAUUACUGGGUCUCAUUGGUGAGUGUUUGGUCAAUGGGUUCUUUACCUUUGCAGUUUGGAGGGUGGGUAUUUAUUACUCCCCGAAUUGCAAAAUAUUCUCAUAAAAUUUUGGUUCUAUU
This is a messenger RNA of Cuscuta campestris, 1229 nucleotides long. The record is from the annotation of a GenBank genome assembly. Lineage: Eukaryota; Viridiplantae; Streptophyta; Magnoliopsida; Solanales; Convolvulaceae.